UUCAGUGUCGCCGCCGUCGCCGGAGCCGGGGAGUCGGUAAACGCACGCUGCUAGUGGAGCACAUUCAAGAUUCAGCCCGCAUCGGUCACGCCGCCGCCGCCGCCGCCGCCACCGCCAGAAUAUUCAAAUAUUUGCAUCGUCGUCCCCGAAGUGCAACGGAGAACCGGUAUUGGCGUCCACGUGCAUUACGCCGGUCGUUCAUCUGUUGAUUACUCACACUACUCGGUAUUCCGACGCGCACCUGUACAACCAGCGAACUUGAACUAGGCCCGCCGUGCAGUAAAGGUGUUGAGUUUUAACGAGUAUAUUGUAAUCAAAUUAUGACAUCGAGGUGAACAGUUUUGUGAAACAGAAAUUAUAUCCCGCGGCACGAUGGAUUGCGGAGUCACCGGGAAUAAUAAUUUACAGCCAAUAAUUACAGAAUGUAAACUUUACAAAAGACGAUGGCUAAUGUUGGUGCUAUUUGUUCUCUGUUCGAUGAUCAGCGCUGUACAAUGGAUACAGUACAGCAUCAUAUCUAACGUGAUUAUGAAAUUUUAUAAAGUGUCAAGUUUUACAGUCGACUUCACAUCCAUUGUAUACAUGGUCACCUACAUACCACUCAUAUUCCCAGCAUCAUGGAUACUAGAAAAAAAGGGUCUUCGUGUGGCUAUGGUAGCCGGCUCAUUCGGCACGAUGAUCGGUGCCUGGUUUAAAGUCGCAUCUUCCAGCCCAGAUAGAUUUUAUAUGACCAUGUUAGGUCAAACAAUUGUGGCUAGUUCGCAAGUGUUCAUAUUGAACUUGCCAGCACGCCUGGCAGCAGUGUGGUUUGGCCCAUCUGAAGUAUCUACAGCGUGUUCAAUUGGAGUGUUUGGAAAUCAGUUUGGUAUAGCUCUGGGCUUCUUAAUACCACCAUUACUGGUUCAAGACAGCGAUGAUUUGUACGAUAUAUCCUCGGGCUUGUCAAAAAUGUAUUACGCCACGGCAAUAACUUCAACAUUAGUGUUUUUAUUAAUAUGUCUUUUCGUCAAGUCAUCCCCUCCAUUACCACCAAGUUUGGCACAAGCAAAUCAAAGAUCGACCUAUAACAACGACCCAAGAAACUUCAUUAAAUCUUUGUGGAGACUGAUAUAUAACUAUGGAUUCCUUUUAUUAUUACUGUCAUACGGCAUGAACGUCGGUUCGUCUUAUGCUAUUUCCACCCUGCUCAACCAAGUUAUAUUAGCACAUUUUCCUGACAACGCUGUAGACGUGGGCAGGAUAGGUCUAUCGAUCGUUCUUUCAGGAAUGUUGGGUUCAGUAGUGUCUGGUUUUGUUUUGGAUCGAACUCAUCUUUUUAAAGAAACGACUUUGGUGGUGUAUGGUUGUUCAUUAAUUGGUAUGCUAGUCUACACAUAUACAUUGUUUUGCGGGUACAUAUCAGUUGUGUAUCUGUCAGCAAUCUUACUUGGGUUUUUUAUGAACGGUUAUUUAGCAAUCGGAUACGAAUUAGCGGCCGAACUGACCUACCCAGAGUCCGAAGGAACAUCGAGUGGAAUGUUAAAUGCAGUGGUGCAAGUAUUUGGCAUAAUUUUCACAAUGGUUUAUGGAUGGAUAUUUAAUGCAGUUGGAGACAAGAGAGCCAAUUUAUUUUUGUCGGCAACGCUCAUCGUAGGAACAUUUCUAACGGCCAUGAUACCAUCUGACUUGCGGCGACAAGCGGCUCAAGAAAAGAAAUCUUUAGUUAAUUAAAUAAUGAUAAUUUUACAAUCAUAAGUAAUGUAUAAUUGGCUCAAUUAUUUGUAAUUUAUUAACACCAUACCAAUUUAUUAUAAUUUAUAAAGUAUUUAAGUAUGUUAUAUUGAUAUAUUUUAAAGAUCUUAUGAUAUUCCAUUUUCGCCUAGAAAGGAAUUAAAGUUUAAACCUAUAAAAAUUCCGUAUUUUAGUAAA
Molecule: messenger RNA, 1908 nt
Organism: Melanaphis sacchari
Lineage: Eukaryota; Metazoa; Arthropoda; Insecta; Hemiptera; Aphididae
Product: feline leukemia virus subgroup C receptor-related protein 2-like
Exons: 9
Coding region: 373-1710 (445 amino acids)
Biological process (GO): transmembrane transport; heme export
Cellular component (GO): membrane
Molecular function (GO): heme binding; heme transmembrane transporter activity
Source: RefSeq, a predicted model, not a curated record